Molecule: messenger RNA, 1002 nt
Organism: Lactuca saligna
Lineage: Eukaryota; Viridiplantae; Streptophyta; Magnoliopsida; Asterales; Asteraceae
Source: the annotation of a GenBank genome assembly
AUGUUGUGCACAAGGAGAGGUGGUGGGAGGAUUGGUUCAGCAACUAUAGGUACUCAAGAGAGUGUGGUUCAACAAGUUCCAGUUGUUGAUGAGGGUGAAAAUGUGAUGGGUGAUAAUGUGGCUCAAAGUGUGGUUCAACAAGUUCCCGUUGUAGAAGAAGGUGUUGUGCAGGAAGUUCCAGUAAUUCAUAUUCAAGAUGGUCAUAUGAUGCAAGAAGGAGAAAAUAGUCAAGCAAGUGUGAUGGAAGGUAGUGACACUUUUGGGCAAGUGGGAUCCAGUAUUGGUAGGAAGCUUAAAUCAAUAAAUGAUGAAAUUGAACAAGCGACUUUAGAUCUAGAUGUAGGCCUUCCUGCCUUGUUCUCACUGUCAAGUGUGUUCAUCGUUGAAAUGGCGAUAGCGGGGGAGGACGGCUGGUUUUCCGGCGUGUCUUCUCUCAGUUGGUCUAGCUUCGUCGGCGACGGUGUGAGCUGUAGCAACGAAGAGGAUGUAAAUGAUUUCAUUGAUGGUCAUCAUUUUGAUGAUGAUGUUGGUCUGGAUGGUGGAGCUGAAGGUGUUGGAGAUGAAGUUGUUGGUGAUGGUGGUCUGGAUGAUGAUGUUGGUUUGGAUGUUGGACCUGAUCAUGGUGCUGGAUAUGAAGUUGUUGGUGAUGGUGAUGAAGAAGGUCCUGGUGGUGGAGAUGUUGAUGAUGGUGAUGGGCCUGAAGGUGAUGGUGAUGAAGAAGGUCAUGGUGGUGGAGAUGUUGAUGAUGGGCACCCCCAAAAUUUCUUGCUUGGAUUUUCUGGUGUGCACGAAACAAACACAUGGCAUAAAUCUUCACACCAACACUUCACUUCGAUCUUCUUCUUGAAUCGUGAAUGUGAAUGCGAGCUUGAUUUUGCAGAAGAUGUUGGCAUUUUGCGUGGGAGAAUAUUUUGCGUAGGAUAUUGCGGUGCGAGAGGAUGCAAGAAACAGGGUGGUAGGGAAGGGUUAUGUGGGGAGAGGGUUGGGGCCCACAUUGUUUGA